Acanthosepion pharaonis is the source of this 570-nucleotide messenger RNA. The record is from the annotation of a GenBank genome assembly. NCBI's taxonomy places the organism in Eukaryota, Metazoa, Mollusca, Cephalopoda, Sepiida, Sepiidae.
AUGGUCCAAUAUCCUCUCACACACACUCUCUCUUCCCCCUUUUUUUACGCUUUCUUUUGCUCUCUUUCUCUCUCUCUCUUUUUCCUUCUUUCUCUCUCCCCACCUCUCUAUCUCUCCAUCCCACUGUCUUCUCGGAAGCCAAUUCGACAAAUCGCUCGUCAAAACGAGCGUCGUGACAGUGGCGGCCAUUUUAUAAAUAUUUUUCUUUCUUCAUUUCUUUCUCACCAAAAUAUCUAUCCUUUUUUUUCUUCUGUACUUACUUAUUUCUUUCUUUCACUUUUUCUUUCUUAUCCAAAUAUAUCUCCAUUUUAUCUACGUUUCUCUUUCUUUCUUAUCCAAAUAUAUUUCCUGCUUAUCUCCUUUUCUUUUUCUUUCUUUCUUAUUCAAAUACAUUUGCUUUUUAUCUAUCUUAUUCUUUCUUAUCUAAAUAUAUUUCCUUUUCAUCUACCUUCCUUUUUCUUUCUUUCUUUCUUUCAUAAAUAUCUUUUUUCUUGCUAUCUAACGUAUCUUUCUUUAAAAAAUAUCUUUCUAUUUUUAACAAAUAUCUCCACUUCUUUCUUUUUUAUCUAA